GGUCUAAAUCGAGAGUGCACAGUGCGGUUUUUGGUAGAGAGAAAGGGUUCUUAUUUUGGGAUUAUGUUUUAUUCUUCGUGAUUCCUCUCACAAUUUUAUCACCCAUUUUCAUGUCUCUUCCUACCAAACGCUCUACUUGCUCCGCCGCUUCUGCCUCCGACGACUCUUCUUACUCUUCUCCUCCCAUGAAAAAGGCCAAAAACGACCUCCACCAUUCCCCGCAACACCCUAACGCCGCCGACAAGGUUGGCUUUCCCAUGGAGGAAGAUCCAACUCCCGCCGCCGCUAAUCUCUCUCGCAAGAAAGCCACACUGCCUCAACCUACUAAGAAGCUUGUAAUCAAGCUUAAUAAAGCCAAACCAACUCUACCAAAGAACUUUGAGGAGACUACAUGGGAACAGUUGCAGUCAGCUAUCAGAGCUAUAUUCCUCAAAAAACCAUUUUCUUUUCACUUCGAGAGCCUUUACCAGGCUGUUGAUGACCUUUGCAUGCAUAAGCUGGCAGGAAAGCUUUACCAACAGAUUGAGAAGGAGUGUGAAGAACACAUCUCUGCAGCUUUACAAUCUUUAGUUGGGCAGAACACUGAUCUCACUGUUUUCUUGUCACUUGUCGAGAAAUGCUGGCAAGACUUUUGUGACCAGAUGCUUAUGAUCCGUAGUAUAGCCUUGACUCUGGAUAGAAAAUAUGUGAUACAAAACUCAAAUGUACGUUCAUUGUGGGAGAUGGGUCUGCAGCUUUUCCGGAAGCAUCUAUCACUGGCCCCUGAAGUUGAGCAGAGGACUGUUAAAGGUCUCUUAAGUAUGAUUGAAAAAGAAAGGUUAGCAGAAGCUGUUAAUAGGACUCUACUUAGCCAUCUUUUGAAGAUGUUUACUGCACUGGGAAUAUAUAUGGAUAGCUUUGAGAAACCUUUCCUUGAAGGAACUUCUGAAUUCUAUGCAGCCGAAGGAAUGAAAUACAUGCAGCAGUCUGAUGUUCCGGAGUACCUGAAGCAUGUUGAGGGAAGGUUGCAUGAAGAGAAUGAAAGAUGCAUACUCUAUAUAGAUGCAGUAACCAGGAAACCAUUGAUAGCAGCUGUUGAAAGGCAACUUCUAGAGCGUCAUAUUCUUGUUGUUCUUGAUAAGGGUUUUACAACGUUAAUGGAUGGACGUCGUACUGAGGACCUUCAGAGGAUGCAAACCCUGUUUUCUAGGGUCAAUGCACUUGAGUCUCUGAGGCAGGCAAUAAGUGCAUAUGUUCGGAAAACUGGGCAGAAGAUUGUUAUGGAUGAAGAGAAAGAUAAAGAUAUGGUACAAUCACUAUUGGACUUCAAGGCUUCUCUUGACAUAAUAUGGGAAGAGAGCUUUAGCAAGAACGAAUCAUUUGGGAACACCAUCAAAGAUUCAUUUGAGCAUCUGAUUAAUCUUCGACAGAACCGGCCAGCUGAGCUUAUUGCCAAGUUUUUGGACGAGAAGCUCCGUGCUGGGAAUAAGGGUACUUCUGAAGAAGAAUUGGAGAGUACUCUUGAAAAAGUCUUGGUUUUGUUCCGAUUUAUCCAGGGUAAAGAUGUGUUUGAAGCAUUCUACAAAAAGGAUCUUGCGAAGAGACUCCUUUUGGGAAAAAGUGCUUCAAUUGAUGCGGAGAAAUCCAUGAUCUCUAAGCUUAAGACAGAGUGUGGUAGCCAGUUUACAAACAAGCUCGAAGGGAUGUUCAAGGAUAUUGAAUUGUCAAAGGAAAUCAACGAGUCAUUCAAACAAUCUUCCCAGGCCAGAACAAAACUGCCAUCGGGAAUUGAGAUGAGUGUCCACGUUUUAACAACAGGGUACUGGCCAACAUAUCCACCCAUGGAUGUUAAGCUUCCUCAUGAACUAAAUGUCUAUCAGGAUAUCUUCAAAGAGUUCUAUUUAAGCAAGUACAGUGGUAGAAGGUUAAUGUGGCAAAAUUCAUUAGGCCACUGUGUUUUAAAGGCAGAUUUCUCCAGAGGUAAAAAGGAGCUGGCUGUUUCCCUGUUUCAGGUCAGUAGAAUUUCCUCUUUUUCCUUGGUAGCCUCUUUCCUUGAACCAAUUCUUUCUUUUGUUUCCUGCGUGCAGGUAAAUGCAAUCCAGAUGAAAGAGACAGUAGAGGAGAACACAAGUACAACGGAAAGAGUAUUCCAGGACCGACAAUACCAGAUCGAUGCAGCCAUUGUUCGUAUUAUGAAGACAAGAAAAGUCUUGAGCCAUACUCUUCUAAUCACUGAGCUCUUCCAACAGCUCAAAUUCCCAAUAAAACCGGCUGAUCUAAAGAAGAGGAUUGAAAGCUUGAUCGAUCGAGAAUACUUAGAGAGGGAAAAGAGCAACCCCCAGAUAUACAAUUAUCUUGCUUAGAGUCUCUCUGGUAAACACCUUUUCAAUAUUUUCCUCUCUCUGUAUAUUUUAUUGACAAACAAAAACAAUGGCCGAAAUUUUCUUUUUAUUCAGUUUGAAAAAGAAAAAAAAAAAGAACUCGAGAUUCCAAUCAUUUCAUCUUGCCGCUUUGCUUGUA
Molecule: messenger RNA, 2499 nt
Organism: Camelina sativa (false flax)
Lineage: Eukaryota; Viridiplantae; Streptophyta; Magnoliopsida; Brassicales; Brassicaceae
Source: RefSeq, a predicted model, not a curated record